Messenger RNA from Ornithodoros turicata, 1137 nucleotides. Its product is annotated as transmembrane protein 192-like. The transcript has 6 exons. Lineage: Eukaryota; Metazoa; Arthropoda; Arachnida; Ixodida; Argasidae. Gene Ontology annotation, cellular component: late endosome; lysosomal membrane. Bases 189 to 1004 code for a protein of 271 amino acids. The record is from RefSeq and is a predicted model, not a curated record.
GGAACGACGUGAACAAGCGUAUAAGGACGUCAACAAUGGGAGUCACGUGAUAGAUAUUUCGAAACAGAUAUGGGUAACAUGUAAUCACAGAAUCUCAUUUCAAUUCUCAUGUGGAGGAUGUGGGGGUUGCAUCGCAGUUAAGUGUGGACUCAUUUAAAACUGGUUGCUGUCAGGCUUGUCAAGCAGAAAUGGUUAGCCUAAUGGAUCACGAUAUGUUGGAGGUUGCUAAUGGUGAUGACAUCAACAUCAACGGCAGAGACGCGACAACUUUGGUAUCUCCGGACGUCAUAUUUGAUACGGAACCGCCAUUUAAAUCUGCAGCAACGGCUGCUGUGAUCAUCUUUCAGCUACUAUGCAUAGUAGCACUUCUUGUGGCAGCUGGAACUCUUCCAUAUGUGACCGCUCCUGACCGUAGCCCCGACGAUGCGUACUCCAUAUUACAGUAUUGCCAUGUUUGCAUAUGGGCCAUAAUGAUCAUCACUAACCAGUAUCUCCAUAGAGAACACAACAUCCUAAACUGCAGCGGCUACAUCCGUUUCUACCAAAAGACGAAAAAGAUGAGAAAGGCCACCAUGUUCAUCUUUUCAUCUGGUUGCGUGCUCCUUUUAAUCGCAGCAGUAGUCAUUGACAACUACUGUCCUAAAAGAGACACCUGUUCUCCACUUUCAUUGCGGCCAGUCAAUUACCUUCACAUUGUGUUCGCAUUGGAAGCAGUUUCUGCAGUGCCGAUUAUAGUCGUGUACCUUGCAAUGACCCUCAACUUCCACAGGAACAAAUUCAAACAAGAUACACAGCACGAUGAAGUGCUGCUGAGUUUUCUGCAUUCGCAGUCUUCUGUUGCGGACAUCGGAUUCAGGGACGGCACUGUUUUGGAAGACAUCAUUGAAAAGCAGUCCGAUAUGAUUAAAUAUCUCAAGAAGUACAAUGCCUUCUUGGGGAAGAAAAUUCUUAAUUUGAGCAUUGAGCUUAGUAGACUUCGACAACCACCACCUUCACAAGAUUGAAUGCAGUUUGUAAACUGAGAACUUACAUGGGCAUUAUGUUUCGUACUUUGAGGUGAACUCUACAAGGUGCGCUCAACUAGGCUCUCUGUAACCUGUACAGUUUGAUUUUAGUCAUAAUAUAUUAAUGUAUUUA